This is a messenger RNA of Oppia nitens, 3669 nucleotides long. RefSeq names its product DNA-directed RNA polymerase I subunit RPA2-like (gene RpI135). The transcript has 10 exons. Gene Ontology annotation, molecular function: DNA-directed RNA polymerase activity; DNA binding; ribonucleoside binding. Gene Ontology annotation, cellular component: nucleus; RNA polymerase I complex. Gene Ontology annotation, biological process: DNA-templated transcription. The record is from RefSeq and is a predicted model, not a curated record. NCBI's taxonomy places the organism in Eukaryota, Metazoa, Arthropoda, Arachnida, Sarcoptiformes, Oppiidae. Bases 202 to 3669 code for a protein of 1155 amino acids.
CGCUCUAAUAAUGUUUUGAAGUCGACAUCAAAUUAAAAUACAGUCAAACAUUGCGAUCACAUGUUUAGCACAUUUAUAGACACAACUACUUGAUUACCAUUGAUUUGAUUCACAAAAUUAAGAGAUAAUAAUAAAGAAGUGGUGAUAAUAAUAAUAAUUUUGGUGACCAAUUGGGUGGACACACACACCGAGACACAAACAAUGGCCAAAAACAGUAUAAACACCGACGAGUUGUUAAGCGAAAUACAAAAUCUGGCCAUAAAACCGACACAGAAGCUGAUCCACAGUCGCGACUAUCACGACCCGAACCGACCGCAUGCAAAGUUCGUCCAACAGUUGGCCCGAUCGCACAUCGAGUCGUUUAACUUUAUGAUUGAAGAAGGACUACAAAAAGGGAUUCAGAAUCUACGGCCGCUUGAGUUUGCCUUAUCGACGGGCGAGAGGAUUAGGAUACAGAUAAUUGACUUUGCUAUCUUCAAUCCUGUUGUCCACAAGGACUCGAUGUCGAGGACUGUUCACGUUUAUCCAUCAGAAUGUAGAAUUAGAAGGACCUCCUAUAAAGGUAAACUUCAUCUGACUUUUUCGUGGAGUAUUGACGGAAAAAUGCAAGAAAUUAUCGAAGAGUUUGUCGGAGAGAUACCUAUUAUGGUUAAGUCAAAUCGGUGUAACAUUGAGAAGUUAACCCGAAAACAAUUGGUUAAACAUAAAGAGGAUACUGAAGAAUUUGGCGGCUAUUUUCUGGUCAAUGGUAAUGAACGAGUGGUUAGACUAUUGACGGCUCAGCGAAGAAAUUAUCCACUGGCACUUUCACGAAAAUCUUGGAAAGAUAGUGGUCAACUGUUCUCACAAUACGGCAUUUCUAUGCGCUGCGUACGGCCCGACCAAAUGGGAUCCAAUAUGAUUCUUCACUAUUUGACAAACGGAACGGCUAGACUGCGAUUCUGGUACGCACGACAACCCAUUUAUCUGCCAUUGAUUAUGGUAUUGAAAUCGUUGGUCGAUGUCUCCGAUAAGUAUAUAUUCAAUGAGUUGACAAAAGGCAAACAAGAGGACACAUAUUAUAAGAGUUGUGUAACAAAUAUGUUGCGUCUCGUUCAGGACGAAAACUUGUAUACAUCCCAACAGAUUAAGAAAUAUAUUGGCGAACGAUUUCGGGCCAAAUGUCACUGUCCCGAAUGGUAUACAGAUGCCGAAGUUACCGAUUUUUUGCUCAGAGAAUGUGUAGCCGUUCAUCUGACAUCACCACAAGACAAAUUCAAUCUAUUGGUUUUCAUAACCAGAAAAUUGUUUGCAUUGGCCAAAGGCGAGUGCGCUCAAGAAAACCCCGACAAUCCCAUGUUUCACGAAAUCUUUCUGAGCGGACACAUCUAUUUUACACUACUUCUGGAUCGAAUGUCUUCGUAUUUGACAUCUGUUAAGUUUAUUAUCGACAAACUGUUACAAACGGCAGAAAAAAGUGGUAAUCGAUGUCAACUGACACCAAUGAUACUGAAGAAAGCGUUGACAUCGAAAUUCAGUGAAAUUACUCGUCCGCUUGAAUACCUAUUGUCGACCGGCAAUCUACGCUCCAGUUCCGGUCUAGGAAUACAACAAACAGCUGGUAUUACCGUAAUGGCUGAUAAAAUUAAUUGGAUGCGAUUUUUAUCGCAUUUUCGGGCCGUACAUCGAGGUGCUUUUUUUGCCGAAAUGAAAACUACUGCCUGUAGAAAAUUAUAUCCCGAAGCCUGGGGUUUCCUAUGUCCAGUUCAUACGCCUGACGGUUCUCCUUGUGGUCUGCUUAACCAUUUGGCCGAAAUGUGUAUUAUAACCAAUUAUCAGUCUGCUAUACGUAAUGUUGUUGAAAUUCUUUACGGAUCCGGUAUGGAACCGAUUGACACUCCCAUUUGUAUCGAUGAAACCUAUCUGAAUGUAUCACUUGAUGGUAAAAUGAUUGGUUUCAUUAAAGAUAGUUUAGCCGAUAGUGUUGUCACUCAUUUGCGGACAUUGAAAGCCACUAAUAAACAGAGAGUACCGCCCACUCUUGAAAUCGGUUUUGUGCCGAAGUCGGACAAAGCCACUCAAUAUCCGGGUAUAUAUCUGUUUUCAACUCCGGCCCGUAUGAUGCGUCCAGUGUUUAAUUUGCGGACACAAACACUUGAAUUGAUCGGUACGUUCGAACAGGUCUAUAUGGACAUAUGUGUCACGGCUAGUGAACUAAAACCCGGUAUUACCACUCAUCAGGAGCUAAAGGAGACAAGUAUGUUGAGUGUAUUAGCCACACAGAUACCGUAUCCGGAUUUUAAUCAAAGUCCGCGUAAUAUGUACUCGUGUCAGAUGGGAAAACAAACAAUGGGUACACCCAGUCAUACGCUGAAAUAUAGAUCAGAUAACAAAAUGUAUACCAUAUUGAGUCCACAGUCUUGUUUAGUGCGGCCAACAGCUCACGACUACUACGAAAUGGAUAACUAUCCGCUCGGUACUAAUGCUGUCGUUGCUGUGAUUUCCUAUACCGGUUACGACAUGGAAGACGCUAUGAUAUUGAACAAGGCUACCGUUGAGAGAGGUUUCAAACACGGAUCCAUCUAUAAGACAGAGAUUGUCGACUUACGAGAGAUCGGAGGUAUAAAAGGCUAUUCGUCGGAAAUUGUUUUUUCGUUUGGCCGUAAAGAAGAUAAUGAACCUUUAGAUGGUUUUGUCGAUAUGGAUGGACUGCCGUUUAUCGGUACAAAAGUCGAUUACGGCGAUCCGAUUUGCAGUUACUUUGAUUUGACAACUGGCGAUACUGUAGUCAAGAAAUACAAAUCGCUGGAAACGGCCUAUAUUUACGACGUUAAACUGUUAGGCAACGAUUCUGGUAAAACUGUUCUCCAAUCGGUGGCCAUUACCUAUUGGAUUCAUAGGCCGCCGAUUAUUGGCGACAAGUUUGCCAAUAGACACGGACAGAAAGGUGUCUGCAGUGUUCUAUGGCCUCAAGAAAAUAUGCCGUUCACUGAGGGUGGUAUGACUCCCGAUAUUAUUUUCAAUCCGCAUGGUUUUCCAUCCCGUAUGACUAUCGGUCAAAUGAUCGAAAGUAUGGCCGGCAAAACGGGUUCAAUGUACGGUACGGUACACGACGCUACACCGUUUGUAUUUUCCGAAGACAAUGUGGCUUCCGAUUAUUUUGGUAAACUUCUCGAAAAUGUUGGCUUCAAUUAUUACGGUACCGAACGAAUGUAUAGCGGAGUCGAUGGCCGCGAACUGGAAGCCGAAAUAUUUAUCGGUGUUAUCUACUAUAUUCGACUCAGACAUAUGGUUGGCGACAAAUAUCAGGUACGAUCUACCGGUCCGAUCGACAAUUUGACUCACCAGCCGGUCAAAGGUCGCAAACGGGCCGGCGGUAUACGUUUUGGUGAAAUGGAAAGAGACUCGCUGUUAGCUCACGGAACCUCUUUUCUACUACACGAUCGACUAUUCAAUAACUCAGACAAGACAGUGGCUUAUAUGUGCCAUAAGUGUUCGUCACUAAUAUCGCCAUAUUGUGCGGCCAUUGACAACGACUACAAUAGCGGACACUCGAAAAAACAGUGGAAGUGUCGACUGUGCGAUUCAAGCGACGAUAUCAAAGUUGUUGCCAUUCCUUAUGUCCUACAAUAUCUUGUGGCCGAAUUGGCCGCCGUUAACAUUAAAGUCAAAUUUGAUAUCAAAAGUUAA